Molecule: messenger RNA, 1815 nt
Organism: Phoenix dactylifera (date palm)
Lineage: Eukaryota; Viridiplantae; Streptophyta; Magnoliopsida; Arecales; Arecaceae
Product: dof zinc finger protein DOF3.1-like
Biological process (GO): regulation of DNA-templated transcription
Molecular function (GO): DNA-binding transcription factor activity; DNA binding
Source: RefSeq, a predicted model, not a curated record
ACUAUAUAUUCCCAUAGUUAACGCCGGUACAAAAUAAGGGAUAGGGUGGAAUAGAGUGCUUUGAAAAGAGAGGAAGCAAGGAGGGUAGCUCGGCUCUUCUUGCCUGCCGGUCUCGAAGAUCGCCAAUACAAGCGGCCAACGCGUUGGAGAUUUUGAGAAAUUUUUAUCUCCUGCUCUCCUCUUCUAUCUUUUCUCCUCCUUCGAUCUUUUCGUGUUGUCUGGAAAUCCAAGAGUUUGUAUGCUUUCUUCAUCGUUAGGGAAUAUUGGUAUUGGUGGUGCAUGUGAUAGAUGUUUAGAUUUCAGAGUUGAAAUCUGAAGAAUUGCCACUAGUUUUCGAGUCAAAAAAAAAGAUCCAUUUCAUGGAUUGAAGGUAUACGAAGUUUUGCCUUUUUUUUGAAGAUUUUUCAGAGGGUGCUUUUUAUUGCCGGAAGUAUCUCGUUUCUGUUGAUCACUCUGAAAGUCCCACUCUUCUCUCUCUCAAAAACGAAACGAACCCAAACUUUUUUGUUUUUGCUCUUCGUUUAGGGAAAAAAAAGGUGGCUUUUUUUUUUAUUUGAGUUCAAAGUCCGUUUUCUCGCGACCGGAAAUAUAUUAGUUUUCUGAUUAAGUUGUUGAAGUUGCGAGAAUUUGAUUCACUGACAAUUCCCGAACAGGGAGAAAAAAAAUCUGAUCUUGAGCCUAAAAGAGUGAUAAAAAUCCAGUUUUUGGGAUCACAUUUCCCCAAGGAAUCAAGGAGCUUCACCACUACGAGCGAUGCAAGGCUCGGCGGCGGUCCAGGGGGCGGCGAAGCCCACGUUCCCUGAGCCGGAGCAGCACCUCAAGUGCCCCCGGUGCGACUCCACCAACACCAAGUUCUGCUACUACAACAACUACAAUCUCUCCCAACCUCGCCACUUCUGCAAGGACUGCCGCCGGUACUGGACCAAGGGCGGCGCCCUCCGCAACAUCCCCGUCGGCGGCGGCACCCGCAAGAACUCCAAGCGCUCCGCCGCCUCCGCCACAGCCGGCGCCACCGCCUCCAAACGGCCCUCCACCACGUCCCCGCCGCCUCCCCCUUCCUCCGAUCAUCUUCCCAAACCGGAGCCGAUCUCCGUCCUCUAUUCUUCGACCACCGACCCCGAUGACCGCCUACUCGACAUUAGCGGGAGCUUCAGUUCGCUGCUCGCCUCCAGUGGAGGCUUCGGAAACUUUCUGGAUGGCUUCGGCUCCGGCUCGGCCAUGUCUGCCGCCGGCGCGCUGCCGAAUUCCGGCGAUCUGAACCGUUCCACUGGUGUUGGUAUGGAUCAGCUGCAUAACUCCGGCGAUAGCAACGGUAAUGAUAACCCUGCGGCGCUGGAGAAUUUCUUGGGGGAUUCCAGCUGCUGGGGUAAUGGCUGGCCCGAUCUCCGCAUCUAUACUCCAGGUUCCGGCUUCCAAUGAUCAAGAAAAAUAGAGAAUUUUAGAGCAAAGAGAAGUAAACAAUAGACUCUUUUUUUUUUCCUUUGUUCUGUUUUCAUCCUCCUUUCUCUUCCUUGGGUUUUCUUAUUAUCAGUCUGUGGAACUGUUCUUAAGAACCCUGUCACAUGUAUGUGUUAGUUAUAGAGGUAAUGAGGUGCAGAUAUUGAGAUGGAUAUAUACUGAUUUGGGCUUGAAUAAUUUUCUAGAUUUCUUGUGGGCUUUAGCUUCUUUGCAUGAUUGAAAUAUGCUUUUGUGCAACAUUUUCUCUGGUUCUUUCUGAUCUUUUGGAGGAGAAUGUGGUUGAUUAUUGGGCUUGGUGAUUGAGUGGUAUUAAUGUGAGCAUGUUGAUGUUGGAAUGUCAAAAGCUUUUUUUUUUCU